AUGGCCUCUGACAAAUGCAUAGCUUUAAGGGCAGAACAGCGAAAACGGAAACAAAAUAGCCGAUCGGAACCAAAAGGAAAACGUUUCAAAAAUGGGAAUGUGAGACAAAAUCGAGAGUCAGAUGAGAAUGUAGACGUUGUUAACGUGACCGUUCCAACCGACUUUGACCUACAUAUUGUGAAGAAAGAGGAGCCAUAUGAUGAAGCAGAAUACGGUGCUCCUUACCAAAAUUAUGACGGAUCUACGGGAGAUUUCGGCGCUAUAUACGAUACGUCGCAAAUAGAUGAUGACUAUAAUUACGACUGCGGCCCACCACUGGAUUAUGACCUGGAUUCGCGCUCUGAUUGCGAGAGAGUUCUCGAUUUUGGAUAUUCAGACAACGAAAUUGCAAGUGGAGAAGAUUGGACCCGACCUCCAGAACAUGUAAUCAAGCAGGAGCCACCAGAUUCACCAAUCUCGUCUUUUCCUGAACCAGACUACUUUGGCGCUUAUUAUCAAGAGGGAAACCCCUCUCCUGCUGCGAACAGGCACGAUGCCAUAUCACCAUUCAUGGAAAGGGAUGACUUAGACGCUAUGUUAGAAAUGGAAGAGCAAUUGGCUACAAUGCACGUAGUGAAGUCGGAGCCAGAUGACGUGAGUUAUGACGACGUAAACAAUGAAAUUCGCCAAGAAUCGGAUCAUGCUGCGUUUAAUCUUGAAAGAGAAUUGAACGGUUAG
Molecule: messenger RNA, 717 nt
Organism: Cooperia oncophora
Lineage: Eukaryota; Metazoa; Nematoda; Chromadorea; Rhabditida; Trichostrongylidae
Source: the annotation of a GenBank genome assembly